Molecule: messenger RNA, 1727 nt
Organism: Hydractinia symbiolongicarpus
Lineage: Eukaryota; Metazoa; Cnidaria; Hydrozoa; Anthoathecata; Hydractiniidae
Product: centrosomal protein CCDC61-like
Exons: 14
Coding region: 91-1632 (513 amino acids)
Cellular component (GO): centrosome
Source: RefSeq, a predicted model, not a curated record
UGCUUGCGCGCGAGAAAGCAAAACAAAAAUAAAGCAAAAGAUUCAGGGAGUCAGGUUCGUCUAUUGUUGGAAGAUAAGUGAAAUAUAAUCAUGUCUAGUGGUGGAGAAGACAAUUUACAAUGGAGCGGUUUGCUUGAAUUUCGAGAUACUAAACACGAGAUUGUUGUUAAGGUUGAAAAUGAUGAGCUGUUGUUAAUUCAAAUUGAAAAUUGUGAAACUUUUGACCAAUGGGAAGGAAAAUACGAUGUUGCAUAUAUUGAAGAGUUGUCCCACAAGACUGGAAACUUUAAACAAUUUGGUGUUUUUUGUAGCAUGUUGGAAUCUGCACUUCUUCAGAACUCCGAAUCCGUCACAUUGGAUCUCCUGACAUAUGAAGAUUUGAAAGUGCUACGUGAACAAAAACUGGGCAAACAGAGACGUCGACAUAAACAAAUUGUGGAGAAUAAAUUGCAAACAAAGAGAUAUCUCAUCAUGACCUACUCUGUGGAGUUCGAUCAGAUUCAUUAUCCACUCCCAUUGACAUACAUAGGAAAAACAGAUCCCGCCAGUCUGAAAAAUCAAAUCUGUGAUUUGAAACAUGAGAUAGAGAAUUUAAAAAGACAGUUAAGCAGAGGAGGGAGGUUACAUGGUAGUGAGGCUGAAUAUGAAAAGCUUCUAAUAGAAAAUAAAGAACUUCGAGAACUUCUUGCAGAAUCACAACAAAGGUUGCAGGAUGUUGGGACAGGAAAUGUGUCAAAGGAGUUAAAAGUAUUGAAGAAAGUCGUACAAAAUCUCGAGACGGACUUGUUAAAAGAAAGGAGCAAACAUCAGAGAGUAAUGACGAAGAAAAAGAAGGAAUAUGAUGAAUUACUGGAAGAGUUUGAAGAGUUGAAAGCAAACGAGCGAAAUUAUCGCGUAAGAUGUAAAAACCUGACAGAGGAACUUGCGAUGCUUAAAAGAAACUCUCGUUUUUCUCCAUUGACAAACAACCGGAUACCGAGGCAUAAUUCGUCUGGAAACAAACCCAAAUCAUACAAUACACCACGUGAGAGGAAGAACUCGACUUCGUCACAACGAGGGAGAUCUACAUCGCGUUCGAUUUCGCGCAACAGAGAUCGUUCUGCAUCAGCAUCCUCAAUUGGAAGGACUCCUUCGCCUGGUUUUCGGAGAUUCGACCCAUCAGCAUAUAUUAAAGAAAAAGAACGUAAGAGACAAGAAGCUGAAACUAGCCGCAGUCGACGCUUCACUCCAUCGUCGAACUCGAAAAGAAAUAGAACGCCGACGUCUUUUGGAGAUAGGCAGAAACCACCUUGCGGUCUAAAUGGUCGACAUAGUUCAGUUAAAGGCAAAUCAAACGCACGUGCGUCAUCUGGUAGUGAUUACGAAAAUAUCAAACAUAGAACUAGUGGAUCAGGGAAAAGACAAUCACAUCGUAAUCGCAACAGAUCUAUCAAGUCGGAUACUUCAGAUGAUGAGUUUUAUAGGAGGAACAUUCCAAAAUCACGCGUAGCUCCAGCUAGAAAUUCAAAAAGUCCAAAAAAGAAUCAUCAUGCCGAUCAAGAUGAAGAUUGCACGGAACGUUCGAUUGGCAUAGCAGAAAUAGAUGCUAGGUUAGAAGCGUUACAAAGAUUUAUGAAAGAUAACAUGGACUAAACUUUAACGUGCCAGAUUGUUGAGAUAUUUUAAAAUGAUUUGUAUAUUUAAAAUUAUUUAUACUUUGUAGAUAUAUAUAUAUUUUUUAAUUUUUA